Molecule: messenger RNA, 3141 nt
Organism: Lodderomyces elongisporus
Lineage: Eukaryota; Fungi; Ascomycota; Pichiomycetes; Serinales; Debaryomycetaceae
Gene: PUT3
Product: Put3p
Exons: 1
Coding region: 1-3141 (1046 amino acids)
Biological process (GO): positive regulation of transcription by RNA polymerase II; DNA-templated transcription
Molecular function (GO): sequence-specific DNA binding; zinc ion binding; DNA-binding transcription factor activity, RNA polymerase II-specific
Source: RefSeq, a predicted model, not a curated record
AUGCAUGACCAGUUUCGAACAAGGCAGCAGAAUUUAGGGGCAUCAACACCCUCCGAAGCUUUACAAGUUGAUGGCAGCACCCCUUCACCAUCACUCAAUCACACGCAAAUACCAAAGAAUGCGGCUAAUACUGUGGACAACACCACCAAUAACAAUAUUGACAACACUCCCAUCGACCUCACAAAUAAUACUUCUGGUAAUACACGUCAAAAAAGAACAUCGCUAGCUUGUAUACGAUGUCGCACCAGACACAUUAGAUGUCCUGGUGGAGAACCAUGCAAAAAGUGUCAUUUAGCACGCACAAAAUGUGAAUAUGUUGAAGCAGAUAAGAAGAUUGUGGUAUCAAUGAAAUAUCUUUCAAAGCUACACGAUGAUAUAGCACGUUUGAAGAAGGAAAACGCCGCCAUGAGAAUCGAUUUGAAAGAAUUGGAACAUAUGAAAUACCAAACUGGAAGGCAAGCUAGUACAUUUCAACAUACAACUAAUCACCCACUCAAUCCAAUACAUGCCGCUGGUAAGAUCCAUGGUAACAAAUCAUCAAUACCAAUAUCGAAUUCUGGUUUGGGUUUGAGUUCUACUUCGGGUUCGAGUUUAAGUUUGGGCAAUAACGUUGAGGUGAUUAACCCAUCGUUGGAUAAGCAUGGAAGGCUUAUUCUGUCAAGAACAGGGGAAAAGGUGUACGUUGGGUCAUCAUCAAUGACCUUAUUUGGAUUAGAAAUCCAAAAUAUGGUGCCAUCAUUUUCUUCAGGUUCAUCAUUACCAGAUAAUUUCAGGGAGAGCAACAGAAAUGAAGUUGGAAAUGGAGGCGGAAAUGUAGGUGGAAAUGGAGGCGGAAGCAGGGUCGGAGCUGGAGUUGGAGUUGGAGAUAGAGAAGGGGAAGGUGAAAAAAGUGAAAAUCAACGUGAAAGUGAAAGUGAAAGUAAAAAUAAAAAUAUAAAUAAAAAUGAAGGAGAGUCCGAUACUGUUGAUGGUUAUUUAAAAACUGCUGAUGAGAACUCCUUACACUCGGCUACUUUGUUAAGAAAUGAUUCUGUCACUUCACUGCACCUAUCGCCCAAAUCAACAAUGCCUUCGAGGAAAAGCAAGAUUUUGGAAUCGGAAGGAAAUGCUUACAAAAUUACAUUGCUGAAAACAAAUACAAGGCCAGGUUUAAAUAUCAACUUUUCCCUUCCUUCUUAUUCAUAUGCCAUGCUCUUGGUAGACACUUUUAUUAACUAUAAUGAUGGGUGCUUCUAUUUUUUCAAUGAAGGACUCGUAAAGAAAUUUUUGACAAACAUAUAUUCAGGAAAGAUGGAAGAGAACAGAAAGAUUUUGAGAAGGAAUGAGACCCCUGACCCGGAUUUAAGCUCGGAGGAUAAUUGCAUCAAAAAAGAUGCCGACGAUGACACAAUCUUGGAAACCAUUUGGUUUUGUAAAAUCUUGCUUAUAUUCUCCGUAGGUGAAAUGUACUUGGGUACUGAAUCUGACACACACGUUAAACGGCAAAAACAGGAACUCAAAAAGCGUGCAAAAAAUAAAACUGAAAAACAUACAUUACCUGGAGCAGGCUUUUUCUUUCAAGCGUCGGAAUUGUUCACUGGAUUGUUCGCAUCGGGGGCUAUUGACAAUAUUACCAAAGAUGGAGGUAUUGAAGCCAUGCUAUUGUAUGCAUUCUAUUUGCAAGUAGCAGACUGUACCAUCGCCUCCUACUUUUAUUUUGGGUUGGCGCUUCGUGCGGCAUUGAUAUUGGGGUGGCAUGUUGAUGCUGAUCAGGAAAACAUUGACCGGUUUGAACUUGAGCAUAGAAGAAGAAUUUGGUGGACGGUGUAUAUGUAUGAGCGAAUGCUUUCAUCCAAAGCUGGGUUACCUUUAAGUUUUGCGGAUGACUCUGUGUCGACUGAAUUGCCUGCUGAUUUCAAACAUGAUUUAACAGAUUGGCCACGAAAUGAAAGUGAUGUAAGAGGAUAUUACAUUUUCCCCAGAGCAGAUUACAUCAACAAUUGUGUAACAAUUACUCAGAUCAAUGCUUUGAUCUUGUCAUCAUUAUACACAAAACAGCCAAGUUUUAAUAUCCUUCCCAUAGUGUCUGACUUGGUGCAAAAGUUAAUCUCGUGGAAAACUGCACUACCUGAGUACUUGGACGUUGACUAUUCGGUUGAUGAACCCAAGAUUUCCAGAUUGAUUGUCAAUUUGAUGACUGAGUAUUUCCAAGGUAUCAACUUGGCAGUACGGCCCUUGCUAUUUUAUUUUGCAAGCAAAAAGUUCAAGGAACUCCAAGAAACACAGGAUCAGGAAAACAAGUAUAUUGACUUGACAAAGUAUUCUAAAAAUGUGUUGAGCUUGUUGAAUGCUUCGUUCCAAGCCUCAAUCAAUACAGUCAAGAGCAUUUGGUCACUUUUGCCCGAGAAUAUGGUGGCCUUGUUUGGUUGGAUGGAUCGUGAGUAUCUCUUUACCUCUGCCUCAACACUUAUAUUGUUCAAUGCAUCAUUUGGAGUACAUGAAGCAACAAAGAACCACCUCGAUCAUGCACUUGUCUUGUUCACCAAAAUGAAGCGCUUAGGUAAUUAUCCUGCUGCAUUGAGACGAGCACAACUUUUGAAGCUUAUUCGUGUACUAGAUUUUAAUGGUGUCAUGGCUGAUAUUUUGGAGAAACAUGAUGACGACUUUAAAGCAUAUAACGAUGGUAUUAGUAGUAGUAGUAGAGGUAGUGUUAGUGGCGGAUGUGGCGAUCAUGUUGGUGGUAAUGGUGGUGAUGGGAUCAAGGGCAAAAGUCAUGCUGUCGAUUUCUCUUCUGAAUCUCAAGAGGAUGUUACGAUGCUGAAACCUGAACAUGACCAUACACCGCCAAAUGAUCUCGAUUUUUUGCAAUUUGCCAGUGGCUUUCAAAACACCAGCUCUGAAGCAUAUGCAGAUUUGGAUUUGGAUUUAGAAGGAUUUGAAGACCUUCCUAACCUUGAUGAAGAACAAAAAUUGUGGAAAGAAAUUACCAAUGAGGCAGGAUGGUUGCAUGUGCAUUCAACCGAACAACCUGACUCUCAGCAUCACUAUCAUUAUGCUGAUGUUUUUAAUGAAUUUGCUUACAAUAACACCAAUCUUAACAACAACAGCAACAACAACAACAGCAACAGCAACAACAGCAACAACAACAAAAAAAAGCAAUGA